UUAGCACAGCCAAAACCAGCGUUGGUGUACGUAUGCAUGUACAAUAAGAAACAAUUAUGAUUAUUCAAAUCUUCAUUUACAAAGCUUGGUACAUUUCUGUUUGAGCUUUUAACGCGUACCAACAACGCAGUUUUUUUUCAAUGCGUAUGACUAACAGAUAGAACUUGCUUUUGCCUAACAGUAUGUCAAAUUUCACAGUCCAAGUAUCAAAUUUUCAAGACCAGGAUAAAAUCAACCCUAGACCGAAUGAGAAAACAGAAUCGGAGUAUCUUUUGGAAGAGUUUUUAUCGCCAUGGAGACUCAAAGAAAUUACCGGGGAGUCAAACCUCGAAGACGCCUCUUCGCUUCAAAUGGUCGUCGACACCACCGAAAACAGUCUCGGAAAUUUUGGUCAUUAUUUGCCAAACUUGACCCAACUUGACCUUUCCAACUCAGUUUUGACCUCUAUUCGAGACCUGGGCUCGUCUUUAGCCAAGUUAGAAGUUUUAUGGCUGACCAAAUGUCAACUUGUAGAUCUUGACGGCAUUCCGACUUUUGCUAAUUUGACGGAGUUAUACUUGUCUUAUAACCAUAUUAAUAAUAUAAGCGAUCUGAGUAUGAUGGAAAAUCUAAGAACCCUCGAUUUGGAGGCAAAUGACAUCGACGAUAUCGACCAGAUCAUUUUCCUCGAAGUCUGCGGAAAUCUUCUGAAUUUAUGUCUUCAACACAAUCCGAUCUGCUCCACGCCAAAACCAAUGCUUCCUUUUGAUCCAGAUUACAAUUACAGAUCAGCUGUGAUCAAAAUGUUGCCGCAACUCAAAAACUUAGAUGACAUUCCAGUUUCCGACAAAACUCAAGAUUUCACAAAUCUGGACGAAGAUUUACAACUUCUGACAGAAAACAUUAAGUUUGGAUUAAUAUCCGAGGGCGAGGACUCGGAUCGGCCCGGAAGCUCAACCGGAAAACGUCCCGGCAGCGCGUUGUCAAAGCGUCCCGGAACUGCAAUGAGACCACGCAGUGCUAUGCCGUCGAUGUUAUUUGGAAAAAGUAGCUUUGGGGUUCGACCGGGAACAGCGGCGAGAUUCGACCGGCCACCGACCGCCGCCGAGAAAGCUUUUUUCCAAUUGCCGACGGCGAGACCCGGAACAGGUUCGAGUGUCGCAAGCACAGACUCGGCCAUCGACAUGGACGAAUUUAGCAAACUGACUUCCGGAAAUAUUGUCUGCGGAAAUCCUCUUAAAGCAAUCAGAAACAAAAAGAGUGAAAAGCAAAUAAACAAAACUCGAAAUUUGGAAUUAUCAGGAGCUAAUUCUAACGCAAACACAAAACUGCUGGCCAGUGAUGAAACAUUCUCGAACAUUCUAGAAGAACUGAAAGAAUGGAGACAAGAAUUUGAUCAAAAGAAGGACUUGACCAAACUUUCGAUGACAGAGGAAGUUAACGUGUUAACGUUGUCGGCAGACGAGGCCAUUGACGUUUCGGCUAUGGACGAAAACAGCCGAGGUGUGAACGAAAAUGGAAGAGGUGAUAAAGUAAACGCAAUUAAAGACGGACCUAGCAGUCAAAACAGUUUGUCACCCGAGCAUCAUAAACGUUCUAGCGUAAACAUUAGAAGAAGGCAAUACGCUCCCGUCUCGGAAAACCCGAGAAACGAUUCCUCCUAUGAAUUCGUGGGAGAUGAGUCAUACGAAGAUGGCGACAGCGGACUGGCUUCUUCUCGUGAGACCGACACGCCAGCAAGUUUUCUGAACGAGUAUCAACAACGCGGACCUUUCAGGUCCUCGGACCCGAAGCUAAACCCGUCGGUUAACCUUUCGAAGUUGGCGCCGCACCAGAUGUCAAUCAAACCAUCAUUGGUUCCAGUGGCCCUCAAACCCAGCUUGAGUAACAUUGGAUCUGGUAGUUCGCCAGUUAGACCUAAAAUAAAAAAUGCAUCCAGACCAGCCAGAUCGACCAUUGAUCAGAUGGGGAAAAAUAAACCCUCUCUCGUUCCAGCACCGCCUACUGCUCCUCCUCACAAACUAGCCCUGAGUGCCCGACCCAAAAGCGCUAUGACGUCACUCUCUUUUGAAAAGUUUUCAGGCUCUUCGUAGAACUCUCUUUUGAAAAGUUUUCAGGCUCUUUGUAGAAACAUUUUGUUCAAAAUUUGAAUUAUUUUCUGUUUCAUUCACCAGUCAUUUUAAAAUGUAAUACUUUGCUCGUUUCGCUGAAAAACUAUCAUGUAAUUGUUUGAAUUAAAAUUCAAGAUUGAGAA
Molecule: messenger RNA, 2233 nt
Organism: Symsagittifera roscoffensis
Lineage: Eukaryota; Metazoa; Xenacoelomorpha; Acoela; Convolutidae
Product: leucine-rich repeat-containing protein 56-like
Exons: 1
Coding region: 183-2072 (629 amino acids)
Molecular function (GO): protein binding
Source: RefSeq, a predicted model, not a curated record